Molecule: messenger RNA, 1347 nt
Organism: Ruditapes philippinarum (Manila clam)
Lineage: Eukaryota; Metazoa; Mollusca; Bivalvia; Venerida; Veneridae
Source: RefSeq, a predicted model, not a curated record
UCACGCCCAAUGUCAGAAACUGAACUGAUAGUGCUUGGAAAAGGGUUAGGAUUUUGUCCACGAUAUAAUUCGCAUGAUAAGGUUCGAUUAGCGGAAGAAGUUUUUCAUUUUUCAAGACGUUUAAGACUAAAAGAAUACUUCAACGAUUUGUAUAAAAAUGAUAACAACGAAAGCGAUGAUAAUAACCAAAAAGAAGAAUAUCAAAAUUUGCCGUUCUAUAAUAAAACAUCAUCUACCUUUACCCCACCUAGCGGGAGAGACAUUUAUUUGGAUUUUUAUAUUGAGGCUAUAAGUAAUGAAAUUAUGCACUCUUCUAAACAAAAACGGUUUCGUCCUAAUAUAUCCAAACAAGAACUCCAGUCGCUUAAAGACCUAUCUCGUGAUACAAAUAUUAUUAUCAAAAAGGCAGACAAAUCCAAUACCAUCGUUAUAAUGGACAAACAGAAGUACAUCGACGAAGUGAAUCGACAACUGAACGAUGAGCGAUAUUACAAAAAAGUAGAAAAGGAACAACAUAAUUUGACUAAGUUAAAAAUAGAAGAAUGUGUAAAUGAAAUACAGGAAAAUAAUGUAAGCAUUACUAAACAAUUUGACAUGUUCCCGUCUACUAUUCGUACACCUCAAUUUUACAUUUUACCGAAAACGCAUAAAUCAUAUGAUGAGAAACUUCCUCUUGGAUACCCUGGUCGUCCCAUUGUUUCAGCAUGUAGCUCCAGUACUGAGAACAUAGCGAAAUACCUAGACUUUAUUUUAAAUCCUUAUAUGCAAAGUUUGCCUUCCUAUAUCAAGGAUACCACCGACUUUAUAAAUAAGGUUCGUAAUCUUAAAUUAAACAAAGACACCUAUCUAGUUACCCUUGAUGUUUCAUCAUUAUACACAAAUAUCCCUCAUAAUGAAGGUAUUGAAUCUUGUAUAUAUUUUUUACAGAAAGAUAAAGGAAACAAUAACAUCAAAGCUAAUGAUAUAAGGAAAUUGUUAAAUAUUGUUUUACAUAAUAAUUGCUUUGAGUUUAACGAUCAGAGUUAUUUACAAACCAUGGGCACAGCAAUGGGAAGCCCUAUGGCACCUUCUUAUGCUUCAUUAUUCAUGGGUAGACUAGAAGAGCAAUUUCUUAACUUUACUUAUGUAAAACCUGAUGUCUGGUUACGUUUCCUAGAUGAUAUUUUUAUGAUUUGGAAUGAUUCUUUGGAAACGCUAAACUUUUUUAUAGAUUCCUUAAAUAGUUUCCACCCGAAUAUUAAAUUCACUUACAAUAUUUCUAAAAGUUCGGUACCUUUUCUUGAUGUUUCUGUAUCUAAAGACGAACAGGAAAAAUUGUUUAUUGCCAAUUUAAUGACUGAAGUAUGA